AUGUUCAAAAAAGAACCACGCAUCAAGGCACUGAGUAAAUUGAAAAACUCUGACCGAAAGAAACUUGUGCAAUCGCUAAAAGCUCAAUUAAAGAGCGAUGAGGAUAUCUCUGUUGCCGGUGAUUCUAUAAUGCAGACAAAUUUCAUAUCAACUACUGCGGCAGGAACCAUAUACACGGACUCGAACAGUAUCCCUAUUAUGUUCAAGACCAAGCACUCAGAUACUUUAUAUCCAACCAGCUUUUUAUUAUGGUCUAAUAAUGGUUUAUUAUCUACGGUAAGGACCCACUCGGUAGUUGUCGAAAACUAUAUUUUCAAUGGGGCAGAUCUGAUGAUUGCAGGUACCGUUCCUCCAUUUGAUUCUACUUUGACGAUUGGUACUAUCUGUGCGGUAGCUACGAAAGAAGCGCCAGACGUGGCAAUUGCAGUUGGGAUUGUAAAGCUGAACUUGCCUGAAUAUCAACAAGUUUUGGGUAAAACUGGUGUCGCUGUAGAAAUUUUACAUCAUUUUGAAGAUGCGCUAUUUUCUACCUUCAAAGCUAAGCUAGAAAUUCCAGCUUCAGUUAAAAGUAUAUUACAGGAAGAAACUACCGCUGACGUUGCAAAGGAAUCGGAUGCAGAACAAGAAAGUCAAUCGGUUACCGAGCCACCUUCUGGCUCUGAGGGACCUGAUGAUAUUGCUGAGGUUUUAGAUGAAUUAACCGUUGAGGAUGUAGACUACUUUAUAAGAAGGGCAUUAUACUUCACAAUGGUACAGGAUAAUACCCUUACACUUCCUGUUGUAGCUUCAGCUUUCAUGUCGAAUCAUAUUAUGCGGAACCUUCCAGACGUUGACCAUAAAAAGGUUAAUAUCAAAAGGACUUCCUGGAAGAAGACAGCCAAAUUUCUGAAAUAUUUUGAAAAAGAAGGCUUUCUUAAAUUAAAGGGUAAAGGUGAUGAUUUGAUCAUUGUUGGUAUGAAUAAGGAUAAAGACGAACUGAAAAAUUUUGUUCCUUACAAAAUCGGAAAUACAGCGAAGAAAGCUGCCUCCAAAUCAGAUAGUACUCAAACUCAAGGUGUAUCAGUAAGCUCCGUAAAUUUAUAUAAGCCAAUCAAUCUGGGACAAAAAUUUAUCAAAGAAUCGAAUAUUUCAGGAGGUCCCAUGUACACUUCUUUAGAAAUCAGAAAUUGUAUUAAUGAUUACAUCAUCAAGAAGAACUUAGUAGAUGAAAAGGAUAAAAAAAUGGUCAUGUUGGAUGAUUUAUUAUUUGCUAUGGUCAAUAGGAAAAUACAAAAUCCUAUAUUUCCAAGGAUCAUACCAAGAGCUAACAUACUAGAACCAUUAAUUGCAAAUAAUUUCAAUGAAUACUUCCAACUUUAUAAAGGUGACAAUACCCCUCUUUUCAAAAACCCAAUCAAGGGUCAGACACCAAAAAUCGACAUAGUGACAGAAAUGAAAAUCGGUAGAAAGGUAGUUACAAGAGUUUCCAAUUUUGAAAAUUUUAGAAUAUCUCCAGAAGAAUUGGCGGCCGAUUUAAGAAAGCUCUGUAGCGGCUCAACAACGAUAUCUGAAACGCCAAAAAAGGUUUCAGAAGUUCAAGUACAAGGGCCACAUGGACAGUUAAUUAUUGAUCAUUUUAAUAAAUCCGGAAUUCCUAGCAAAUUCAUACAAUUCGAAAAUAAGGUGAAGAGACAAAAAAAAAAGAAAUAG
Messenger RNA from Kazachstania africana CBS 2517, 1689 nucleotides. It is a transcript of the gene TMA64, whose product is annotated as Tma64p. The record is from RefSeq and is a predicted model, not a curated record. Gene Ontology annotation, biological process: translational initiation; formation of translation preinitiation complex. Lineage: Eukaryota; Fungi; Ascomycota; Saccharomycetes; Saccharomycetales; Saccharomycetaceae. The coding region runs from base 1 to 1689 and encodes 562 amino acids. The transcript has a single exon. Gene Ontology annotation, molecular function: translation initiation factor activity.